AUGGCUUUUAUUCGGCUAAGUUUGCAAGCGGAUUCAGUUUCAGUAAGCUAUCCGCUUGGAAACACCGCGAAGGUUUCAUCAAGCUACAACUAGCAAUGCCAUUUCUCAAAAUACCUCCAACUAGUCCCCCAUUGUCAACACUGCUGGACAUUAAAUCACAGAAAUGUGGACUGCGGCACACAGUUUUCUCAGCCAGUGGAAACGAAUACACCGGGGAGUGGCAGAACAAUAAGAAGCAUGGCAAGGGAAAUCAAGUUUGGAAGAAGUCUGGUGCCAUUUAUAAUGGAGAGUGGAAAUUCGGAAAACGUGACGGGUAUGGUACCUACAGCAUUUUACUCCCAGAAUCACAGAAGUAUGUGAAGAAGUACUGUGGUGAAUGGACAGAUGGAAAGAAGCAUGGGUACGGCACAUACUUUUACAAAAACUCAUCAGUGUAUGAGGGGGAGUGGAGCGAGGACCAACGGAGUGGCUGGGGAAGGAUGUACUAUGCAAAUGGAGACAUCUAUGAGGGCAAGUGGCUGAAGGAUAAGAAUCAUGGAGAAGGAAUCUUUAUAUUUUCAAAUGGAAACAGGUAUGAAGGUAGCUGGCGAGAGGGGAAGAAGGAUGGUAGUGGAAAGUUCUACUACUGUGACAAAGGCCAGCUUUAUGAAGGCCUUUGGGUGGAUGGAGUGCCAAAAUGUGGGACCCUGUCUGAUUUUGGGAGAGAUGGAGCACCAAUGCCUGCAAAAUAUCCGAUUCCAAAGGUACACCUGAUCGAUACACAGCUGGUUUUAAGGGAAGCCGAAUCAGCUUACCUUGGCCGGUUCUGAUAAACAGCAAGAGGAUCAAGAGCAAGUUUCCACUUCACCGCAUGCUUGCUGAUAAAGAAUUUAAAAAAAAAAGCAUAAUGGGUUCUCAGCAUGUAUCCAUUUUG
Pelmatolapia mariae (spotted tilapia) is the source of this 913-nucleotide messenger RNA. RefSeq names its product MORN repeat containing 3 (gene morn3). The transcript has 6 exons. NCBI's taxonomy places the organism in Eukaryota, Metazoa, Chordata, Actinopteri, Cichliformes, Cichlidae. The record is from RefSeq and is a predicted model, not a curated record. The coding region runs from base 96 to 809 and encodes 237 amino acids.